AUGGCAACACUCCAACGCCCUACACUCUGCUCCCCGGAUUCUCACAUUUCUAUCACGAACUACUGCACCGUCCUUGAUAUCUUCCAAACCCACCUAUAUUAUAUAUGGCCAAUCGUCGAUGCAGAAGAUCUCAAAUUUCAGUUAAGUGGCGACAAAGAGAUUGACACCAGUACACACGCACUAGCAGCUGCCUUGUGUGCCGCAACGUUAGCACAAACCCGACUCUGGCUUACACAAGACCCAUGCCCCGAUGGUCUUACUGUGACAGCCCACGAAUUUGCGAAGGAAUGCUUACGGAUUCGAUUGGAGCACAGCUACAACCAACCAUCACUGCAAGCUCUUGUGACAUCAAUCUUCCUUCACAUGUACUAUUCCAAUCAAGACCAGGUCACACCAGCUACCAUUUCCCUUCGUGAAGCCAUCACAUAUGCAGACCUAAUGCACCUGUGUCGUCAUGUACCGUCUGAUACGACACAAUCAAAAUGGCAAUUGGAACUCCGAUGCUACUGGGUACUUUUCAUCACCGAGAGAACCUUCUGCAUCCAGCACGACCUUCCAAUCAUCCUCUAUAGGACGCCCAAUCUUCCCGAAGUUGAGCAUAACAGUCCCAAGGGCGAUCUAUAUGCUGGCUUUUGCACGCUCGUCCAGUUAUUCCAUCAUAUUCAGCGCCCUCUAGCACUCCCUUCAUUCAACAGCAAAGAUAUUGAAGCCCCGGAGACGUACUCCAAGAACGCAAUAUCAGAAAUUCAACAUCUCAUUGAGGUCCAACAACCUGGACUAGAAUUGAAAUUCGAAAUUCAAUAUGUGGAUAUCCUGACUACUUCUGCAUGGAUCCGCUCUCUACUCUGGCAAUAUUGUGCCUCACAUUUUAUGCUUUCGUCAGCGACCUCAAUUGAGCCCUUGUCAUUUGACUACCCACUUUUGAUUGCUAGAGACUAUUUGGCAUCCAUCUCCCACGUAUCAAUUGAGUCAGUUCGCAGCCAUGGAUAUGGAAUGGAGAUCAAGCUACUUCAAAUUGCAAAUCCCAUUUUGGACUUGGUACUUUGUAUGCCAACUCUUCUUACUUACAAGACAUCUCAUUUCAGUCCACUAGAUGCUGUUAUUGCCAUCGAACAGCUUCUUUCAAAGGUUGGAGGGUCAAAGUCGGAAAGACUGUCUCAGCUACAUCAGCGGUUGAGGCAAGUACCCUCUAUGGGUGAUAUGCCAUUGAUGUUAGAAUUUCCUCAAGAGGAGGAGCUGGAGGAAAUCCUUGCUUAG
Messenger RNA from Penicillium concentricum, 1257 nucleotides. Its product is annotated as fungal specific transcription factor domain-containing protein. The record is from RefSeq and is a predicted model, not a curated record. Bases 1 to 1257 code for a protein of 418 amino acids. Lineage: Eukaryota; Fungi; Ascomycota; Eurotiomycetes; Eurotiales; Aspergillaceae. The transcript is spliced from 3 exons.